UACUCAGCUACGCAGGUGUUACAAAAGGAAACAGUGUGCCAGGUGUGCCCGGUAAGUUGUCUGAUAAGCCGGGAGAUUCUAUACUACAAUGUUGUGGAAACUUGGCAGACAAAUUCCACUCAAUUCCAAUAAUGAUCAUUAUUUACUUGAGUUAAACUUUAAAUCAACCGCCGAUGAAAUAGUUUUGAUAUCGAUUGAAGCAAUCGAAAUACACGAUAACUGUUCAUUUAAAAAAGGUAAACAAAAAAUAUAUCAAGCUAAUCUUGGUCAGAAACCAGACUCUGAUAAUGGAAAACGAAGAAGAAGAUUUGGAUCUCUUCCUGGCGGAGAAUUAUCCUGGUUUGUUUGCCGAGUUACGUCCAAAUGGUUCCUGCCUUAUACAAGGGAAUAUUUGCAAAGAGGGAACCUGUCGUCCCCUUAAGCUCUACUUGCCCCAUUACCCGGUUCUUAAUGACUUCCAGCUGUUUUUGCUGGAGAAAAUGGAGUAUAAGAAGUAUACAUCGGAAAACUUAAAAGUUCAGGAUGAAUGGAUGCUGAAGGACUUGCUGGCCAAUCUUCCGAAAGCUCCUCUCUGCCCAAAGAAACCAGAGCUGCAGGGAAAUGUUUACCAAGAUAUUUUGGCCUUGCACAAGUCCGAGGAGUAUCGCACGCAAAUGGACGAGGAGUGUACUCGUCUUCGUUUCUGCGAAUUUUCCGAUUUCGAGCACCAUUACCUUGAGCUAGAGGUUCCGUCGCUUCGAUUGGUAGAUCACAGUUUGCCUGAAUGCGUUCCACUGGGUGAAAUGUUGACCAAGAGCACAGGAAAUCUGGAGGAGAAACUGAUCCUCUUCCGCAAAUUGCUGGAGGAUCUGCGUCCCUUUUACGAAAACUUCAUGGACAUCGACGAGCUGUGCCACGUGCUGCAACCUUCACCGAUUACCACCAAGCACAACACACGGGUGUUCCCCCUCAAAGAUCGUGUCUACCUGAAGCUGACCAUUGGGGAUCCCUUUGCCUGCAUGGCUUCCAUGGCGCUAAAGAUCAUUGGACCGACGGAAGAGGUGGCCCAACUGCGCCACGUACUUAGCGAUGGCCUGGGCAACUGGGACUCUGAGCUGGACAUACACAAGAACCUGCUGCGCAUCUUUGACCUGUGCUACUUUCCCAUGCCGGACUGGUCUGAAGGCGCCAAAAAGGAUGAAGAAGAGAACGAGGAGCUGCGCUGCAACAUUUGCUUUGUCUAUCGUCUGGAUAGUGGUGAAGUUCCUCUCGUCUCCUGCGACAAUGCCAAGUGUGUGCUCAAGUGCCAUGCCGCCUGUUUGGAGGAGUGGUUCCAAACCCUUAUGGAGGGCAAGACCUUUCUGGAAGUCUCUUUUGGGCAGUGCCCCUUUUGCAAGGCGAAGCUGUCCACCUCCUUUGCGGCCCUUUUGAACGACUGAGAAACAGAAUUCCAUUACAAACCUACAUAAAUAAUAAAACAAUCUUUUUAUGAGUAACUUA
This is a messenger RNA of Drosophila ficusphila, 1479 nucleotides long. RefSeq lists its product as uncharacterized. The coding region runs from base 288 to 1418 and encodes 376 amino acids. Gene Ontology annotation, molecular function: ubiquitin protein ligase activity. The record is from RefSeq and is a predicted model, not a curated record. The transcript is spliced from 3 exons. Gene Ontology annotation, biological process: protein monoubiquitination; interstrand cross-link repair. NCBI's taxonomy places the organism in Eukaryota, Metazoa, Arthropoda, Insecta, Diptera, Drosophilidae. Gene Ontology annotation, cellular component: Fanconi anaemia nuclear complex; nucleus.